AUGCUUCCGAGGAUCACACUUCUGCUGUCGGCAGCUACUACGUUUGUGGCGGCGCAGGACGCGCCCGACCCGACGUACGGCGGUGCGCUCUACGCGUUCAAGGCCUACGUGUCGCCGCUCGUGUUGCCCCAGGUACUCGACAUGACGGCCGGCGGCUCGCUCCAAAUGAACAUCGGACAAGUCGACAACCAUGCGUGGGGCAACGGUAUUCCGACGACCGCCGUCUACGGCUACGGCGUCGCCGGUCGUAAUGUGUCGCACCCGGGCCCGACGAUCCGCGUCAAGAAGGGCGUGCCCAUCAACGUCGAGUGGUUCAACACGCUGGGUAGCUCGACGCACCUCCUCGGCCGGUACAUUGAGCCGACGCUGCUCCGGUCGACGUCGGCGUGCUUUCCCAACUGCGGCAUUCCCGUCAUCACGCACGUCCACGGGCUCGAGUCGCCACCGCAGUACGACGGUCUCCCGCACUACUCGAUCUACAAGAACCAGUCGUUCAACGCCGUGUACAACAACAAGCAAGGCGCGUCGACGAAAAUGUACCACGAUCACGCGAUCGGCCUCUCGCGCCUCAACGUGUGGGCGGGUCUCUUUGGCCUCUACAUCAUCGAGGACCCUGUGCUUGACGCGUCGUACAACCUCGCCAACAUGACCGACAUCCCGCUCAUGAUCGCCGACAAGAUCAUCGACCCGAGCGGCAAGCUCCUCUACACGAGCGUCGUCACGUGUCCAACCACGGGCACGCUCUGGAUGUCCGAGUCGUUUGGCGCUGUCAACACGGUCAACGGCGUCGUCAUGCCGUACCUCGAGGUCGGCCAGGAAAUGGUCCGCUUCCGCAUUGCCAACAUGGCCAACUCGCGCCACUACGACGUGCAGCUGCCGUUCGCCGACAAGUGCAAACUCAUCGCGGUCGACUCGGGCUACGUGCAGACGCCGAUGCCGGUCAAUGCGUCGACGACGCUCUUCUCGCUCGAGCGCAUCGAGGUCGUGUGCGACUUUACCAGUGUUCCCAACGGCACGACUUUUGAUAUUAUCGACGGCGCCAACGACAUUGCCUCGUCCUACACGUACGACCCGCGCGUGCUGCAGGUCCGCGUGGUAGCCAAGGCGUCGACGCCGGCCAAGGCCGUGACGCUUCCGAGUCGCAUGACCAAACUCAAGGACCUCCAAGCCUUGUACAAGUCGACGAACGGCAAGCUGCGCACGAUCACGAUCGGUGAAAUGACCGACAUGAGUCUCUGUCCGACGCAGUCGAUCUUGACGCAGUACGGCCAAGUCACGAAUGUCUCGACGAUCACCAACAAGCUCAUGUGCACGCGCGGCAAGGUCGAGAAAUGGCAGUUCAAGAACCCGACCGACGACACCCAUCCGUUCCAUUGGCACCUCGUCAACGUCCAGUGCGGCCCGGACGACGACCACAUCAACAAGAACGAGCUCAAGGACGUGUACGUGAUCCCGAACGGCCCGCUCGAAGACCGGACUCGCAUCACGCAGGUCUGCUACGUGGCGUGCACGCCCGACGAGUUCCUUCUGGAAGGCAGUACGCGCGCGGCAGACGACUAUGGCUUCUCGACCGACGAGCCGUACCUCGCGCACUGCCACAUCAUGGAGCAUGAAGACAACAGCAUGAUGGCGUGGUUCCAGCUCAUGAAGGAAGACGAUACGAACCCGAUCGACGACGGCACGGUGGUCUCGUCGACGCCAGAGCUCACGAAUGCGAUCAUCUGGUCCGCCAUCGGCAUGAGCUUUGUCGGAGGCAUGGCCACGACCUUGUCCGUGCUUGUUAUUUCGAUCCCGCGCCUCAAUUUCAUGGCUGGCGACAAGGCGCUCGCCAUGACGUUUGCGCUCUCGGCCGGUGUCAUGCUCUUCAUCUCGCUUGUCGAUCUCUUCAACGAGUCGAUCAUCAGCUUUCGCAACGCAUGGGCGGUCGGCGGCUCGGAAGGCGUCGACCCAGAGCUCAUCGAGCAAGGGCUGGCGCCGCCCGGCACCGUGGCCCCCGUGUGCGACCCGACGUGUGUCGGCUACGCGUGGCUGGCGACGACCGGCUGCUUCUACGGCGGCAUUGCGAUCAUCUUGCUGCUCGAGAUCAUCGUGCACCGCGUGUUUGACUACCACACGAAGGACCUCGCGACGCUGGGCACCCACGGCCACGACCACCAGGACGAGCACGAGCUCAUGGCAGGCGCCGUCGAAGUUCGCACGCCGACGGGCAAGGAGGUCGCCGACGACGGCACGCCAUUGAGCUCCGAGCCCGACGACGCAGAGAACGGCGAGGCGAAGAAGUCGGAGCUGCGUCGCGCGGGUAUUCUGACGGGUAUCGCGAUCGCGAUCCACAACUUUCCCGAGGGCAUCGCGCUCUUUGUCGCGUCGCUCCAAGGGCUCAAGACGGGCCUCGUGCUUGCUAUUGGUAUCACGUUGCACAACUUCCCUGAAGGUGUCGCGAUCGCUGCGCCCGUCUACUAUGCGACCAACAGCAAGAAGCAAGCGUUCUUCUGGACGGCGCUCAGCGGCAUCGCGCAGCCGUGCGGUGCGUUCAUCGGGUGGGCGACGGUCUCGGGCGGUGUGACGCCGCUGCUGUCAGCAACUUUGUACGGCUUUGUGUCGGGCAUGCUCGUGUGCAUCACGAUGAAGGAGCUCGUGCCCGGCGCGUUCAAGUUUGGCGGUCACCGCUUCCUCGCGUCGUUUGCGCUUGGCGUCGGGAUCAUGGCCAUCAGUCUUGUGAUCCUCAAAUUUGUCGGCAGUAGUUAA
Messenger RNA from Saprolegnia parasitica CBS 223.65, 2745 nucleotides. RefSeq lists its product as hypothetical. Gene Ontology annotation, molecular function: copper ion binding; metal ion transmembrane transporter activity; oxidoreductase activity. The transcript has a single exon. Gene Ontology annotation, cellular component: membrane. Lineage: Eukaryota; Oomycota; Saprolegniomycetes; Saprolegniales; Saprolegniaceae. The record is from RefSeq and is a predicted model, not a curated record. Gene Ontology annotation, biological process: metal ion transport; transmembrane transport. Bases 1 to 2745 code for a protein of 914 amino acids.